This is a messenger RNA of Paraphaeosphaeria sporulosa, 1326 nucleotides long. Its product is annotated as SMAD/FHA domain-containing protein. Gene Ontology annotation, cellular component: ubiquitin ligase complex; mitotic spindle pole body; cytosol. Gene Ontology annotation, biological process: negative regulation of septation initiation signaling; mitotic spindle assembly checkpoint signaling; protein ubiquitination. The transcript is spliced from 3 exons. The record is from RefSeq and is a predicted model, not a curated record. Gene Ontology annotation, molecular function: ubiquitin protein ligase activity; protein binding. NCBI's taxonomy places the organism in Eukaryota, Fungi, Ascomycota, Dothideomycetes, Pleosporales, Didymosphaeriaceae. Bases 1 to 1326 code for a protein of 441 amino acids.
AUGACCCGCACGCGCGCAGAAACGGCAGCGCCGCAGCUCACCGUCAGGAACCAUUCCGGCCCCAUCCCCACGACGCCCACCAUGGCCUCCAGCCAAGCCGACCAGCCCACCCCGAGCGAAGCCCCGGCGAUGAAAGACCUCCCGUCGAUACGCUUCAUCAUGCACCAGGACCCACGCGCCGCGAGACCGUCGCUCUCGUUUUCCACCAUCAACCGGACACUCCCCGACGAGUCGGCUGUGAUAAAAGUUGGGCGCUAUUCGGAGAGGGACGUGCUGCCCGACGUUCCCAAAGACCAGCCCUCGGCUGCCGCCGUAGGCUUCAAGUCCAAGGUCGUGAGCCGAAAGCAUUGUGAGCUGUGGUGCAAGAAUGGCGAAUGGUGGAUCAAGGACGUCAAAAGCUCUUCCGGCACCUUUCUCAACCACAUCCGAUUAAGUCAGCCGAACCAGGAGAGCAAGCCGUUCAAGCUCAAGGAUGGCGACAUCAUCCAGCUGGGAAUAGAUUUCCGCGGCGGCGAGGAGAUGAUUUUCCGCUGUGUCAAGAUCAGGAUAGAGUGCAAUCGCGGGUGGCAGCAGGCUCUUAAUGCGUUCAAUAAACAAACCCACCAGCGACUGCGAAACCUCGGCAAGGCCAAGAAAGACGGCGACAACGCUUCGACCCAUACUUCCGAAUGCUCUAUUUGUCUCAUGUCUAUUGCGCCGUGUCAAUCGCUCUUCGUUGCACCCUGUUCACACGUGUGGCAUUACAAGUGUAUCCGCCCAAUCCUCAACGGCCCUACGUAUCCAAACUUCUUGUGUCCCAAUUGCCGCGCAGUGACCGACUUGGAAGCGGAUGUCGAUGAUCCGGUGGAUUUCGAUGAGUGGGAAGAGGAACCUGCGCAGGAGAACGGCGAAGUCAAGACAAACGGCGCAUCCUCGCAGGAGGACCGCCACGUCACGCCCAAAGCCUCCACUAAUGCACUCAAUGCGCUUGCCGGCAGUCAUAUCAGCUUUGGCGAUCUGGAAGCCGCCAUCUCGAACAUUAGCAUCUCAGACUCUGUGACUCGGGUUACGAGCGAAUCGACAGUCGACCCUUCCACCCCGCAACGAAGUCCAGCUCCGUUUGCGUCUUCGUCAGUCACACAACCAGUAGCCAUCAACGUCAUAGCAGCAAACGAGAGCGUCGGUCUUACGCCACUCCAAAACAGGUCGUCGAACAGCUCAGACGGGUUGAGUCCGAACGGCGCCCCAGAAGGUCCUAUGACGCCACGCAACGAUGCUGGACCCUUUGUGCUCGAUGGCAGUGGCAGCACAGGACGAGCUGCUGGGCAGCGCUUCCGCGACGCGUAG